AUGCCUCGUCGUUCCGACAGACCACCGCGCCGGCGAUAUAGUCUGCCCUUGAUUUUGAUGGAGGGUCGGAAACUGAUUCAUCGAAAGAAAGAAAGAGAAAAGAAGAUUCUGGGGUUGGAAAAGUAUCGCCAUCAUCCGGUCAUCAGCGAGCCUUACAUUCUUGACACCAGCUUGGCGGGCAUUCCGCCGGAGGCACCGCCGCGAUGGCUAUGCCACUCAGCACGAGAGCAGAGUGCUGGGUUUGGUACGGCCUGGCGAUUGUCUCAGUACCUCGUCCGCAAGCGCAGGUUCUUCGACAAAAUGACUAUAGACGACAUAUUGAUGGCUAUAAUAGUCCUAAUAUACACUACCUCGAUCUCCGCAUUAUACAUCUACUUUGACAUCGUUGCGACGACCGACUUUGACGCCCUCACUCCGGAUGAGUAUGCCGCAGUUGGUCGCAAGAUGGGAAUACUGAACAUUCUAUCCGAAACAUCGAUGCAAACAACACUUUGGGGUAAUAAGUGUUGUUUACUGCUAUUAUACAAUCGCCUGACUCUCUUUGGCCAUUAUCGAAAGACUUGGGUCAGCGUUGCAGCUUACACCGGGCUUGCAUACGUUGCAGUCAUCGUUUCACUAUACGGAGGGUGGUGCAGGCCAUUUUCCGAGUACAUGGAGCUUCAGCCAGAAAACGCGGAAUGCUUGACAUGGAAGAACUACAACAUAUUGCAAAUCACGAUGAACCUAUCGACGGAUCUGGUGCUUCUUCUAAUCCCGGUCACAUUAAUCAGCCGGUUAAAGAUGAAAAUCGGAAAGAAACUCCUUCUCAUCUGUCUCUUUAGCAUGGGCGUAUUCGUUAUGCUUUGCGCAAUCCUUACCAAGGUCGCCGUCUUCACCUACUCAACCGACUUCGUCUGGUUUAUGUGGUGCGUGCGCGAGACGAGUACCGCGAUGCUAGUCGGCAACCUCGUCCUCGGAAUGCCCACCCUGCGUGCCGCGUGGCGGUGCGUCUUCCCGCAGAGCAGCAUCACGCCUUUGCGAGAUGGAGAAUCCUCUGCGGGUACGGGGGAGACGUACGCGACGUAUAACACGGCGAAGAAAGUCUCCCGCGUCGGUUCGGACGCCUGGUCGGCCGGGGAGCAACAGCACCACCACGGAGGCGGUCCGUCUCAGUGGAACUCGCCUCCCGCCGCCAGAGUCGCGAUCAGUAGCGUCUACACGGAUUUUGAGCUUUACGGGAAGGCUGGAGCUAAGGGGGAGAGUAGGAGGUUGUCGAUGGGGUCGGAGCAUGACGAGACGAACCAUCUUCGGAAUAGCCGCCUCGUAAAACUGUUGAUCUAUACGGCACCUUCGUACUGGUUCAGUUCGACACAUGAUACCCGAAUAUGGACACCCUAUGCCAGAUUUUCUGAGUCAAACAUCAUUUUCCUGAAUUUAAGUCUUUUGAAGCAAAAGUCUCGUAUUCUGUGCCGAGCUUCGAAGCUUGUUAUCGCUUCUACUCACUAUACGCGCGAUCUUUCUAAGUCGCAGCUAUGGCGGUUGACGGAAGGAUCAGUGGCGAGCUCAGUGGUGGUCUCACACCUUAGUCCUUGUAAUCUGGUGCGGGUUUGGCUGUUCGUGGGUACCUAUGGGUUAUCACGAUUUGGUGUCGAACUGGAGACACUCGUGGGUUUCCGUGUAAUCACCAAUUGGGUCCCCACGGAUUUGGAUUCCAUGGGUAGAACUUCAGCAUUUCAGGUUCUCAUUGUUUGUUCGCUACUCAUGGGUCCCGCGACUUUGGGUCCUUAUGGGUUGAGGAUACCCAUGGGUCAUCGUUUCCAUCUAGAAACAUCACUUAUGUACUUGUUCACAGCCUACUGUGCAACCGGCAAAGAGCGCGGUCACGUCUUGAGCAAAGGAAGGCAGAGACUACAGGACAUAACCUUGCUUGUCCCUCUCACCUCGCUGGAGUAUCUUGGUCGUCACCGACCUUAG
This is a messenger RNA of Colletotrichum lupini, 1953 nucleotides long. RefSeq lists its product as uncharacterized. The coding region runs from base 1 to 1953 and encodes 650 amino acids. The record is from RefSeq and is a predicted model, not a curated record. The transcript has 14 exons. Lineage: Eukaryota; Fungi; Ascomycota; Sordariomycetes; Glomerellales; Glomerellaceae.